AUGCACAAGCGCUGGCUCUCCUACAUCACACUCGCAGUAGCUCCUGUAUGCUUGGCGAGCGUCAACAGCGAGCACUUCGCAGAGAGACUGGAUCUCGCCUCGCUCCCCGACGGACGAUUGUCUGCAGCGUUCACAUUCCGCUUUCUCGGCCCUUUGAAGCAUUUCCACAGGGGCAGAACUUCGCCCGAUGGUCAUACGAGACUGUACACAUCCGAGCGUAUCCCGCGUCAGCUCGCCAGCAUCAUUCGCGCCUUUGGUGUCCGCGAGCUUCAUCUGUCACUCACAGCAGGCAGCUGGGAUCAGUCAGCUUGGGGCUUGCCUCACUCGCCUCACGCAUUUGAGGGCAGCAGACUCAGCCGAUCGCCAAUCGCUCAUGCUAGUGCAAGCGGCGCCGAGCUUUGGGCAUGGCUCGACAGCUCAGAUGCGAAUCAAUGGACUGGCUUGACAAAUUCGUUGGCUGGACUCUUCUGCGCCUCCUUGAACAGGCUAGACCUUACACGUACAACAUCUCCCGUGCUUCAGUACGGUCGCGAGAGUUCUGACGCCGUCAGGAACGCGACCUUAUAUCACGGCAUGUUGCCACUCGAACAUCCCUGCACAGAGAACCUGACACCGUUUAUCUCGCUUCUGCCAUGCAAGGCGCAAGCUGGUCUGGCGAGCUUGCUCAAUCCCCAUCGUCUUUUCGAUGCCGACUAUCAGAACCUUGCGAUAGAUAUCUUGACGCAUGCGGACGAGAUCGAGAUCGUCAUGCAAGCCAAAAGUGUCCUCAACCCAAUCAGACUAGAUAGAGCCAAGGGCGGGCCUGGCAAGCGCGAUUGGUCAUUCGAGCACUGCCUCGAGCGGGAGCUCAAGCGAUCUUGCCCCGCUGCUAGCGAGAGCUUCAUCACGAUUGUUCAGCCCACGUCGACGCAUAGCCUGGUACCCGAUGGCUUUGAGUUUGUCGCCGAAAAGCUGCUUUCGAUGAGCGUUUCCAACGUUACAUCACCGCUGGACGUCUCGAUGCGCUGGCCUCAGGAGGGUCAGUUUGUACCCGAGCAGCAGUACGCCCCUGCGCCGAUAACGGUCAAGCGCGUUCUGCUGGGAAAAGGGCAAGAGCGUGGACAGAUAGGCGUAGACAUCGCCAAUCAUCUGGAGCAACAGAUAGACGUAGGCUACAAUGAAGAGCUUCCUUGGUGGAUGACAAUCUACCUGCACACGCUCAAGAUCGAGCAGCUUACGCUGGAUCUCCAGUCGGUACAGCUACUGCCAGGACCAGCAAGUCACGCGCUGCGCUACGUGCCAGCAAAUGUCCGAGGAAGACCUGCUCUAAUUGAAGCCAAGUUGACGCUGCCUGCGCGAUCGGUAGUGCGCGUGCUACUGAACUACGAGGCGGCCUAUCUACGCUACACAGAGUAUCCAUCAGAUGCACAUCGUGGCUUCGAUAUACCUGCAGCAGCUGUGUUCCUGCCAGAGGGACCCAUGACCGGCUCGCGACGAAUCUACUCAAGUUCUGCGCUUUUGUCGAUGCCGACGCCAGAUUUCUCGAUGCCCUACAAUGUCAUUAUACUCACUUCGACCUGCAUCGCACUUUUCUUUGGCUCGAUAUUCAAUCUGAUGACGAGAGAGCUCUUUGCGAUACAGCGUGUGGGCAUUAGCACAAAAGCAGAGUGA
Messenger RNA from Mixia osmundae IAM 14324, 1650 nucleotides. RefSeq lists its product as uncharacterized. Gene Ontology annotation, cellular component: GPI-anchor transamidase complex. The record is from RefSeq and is a predicted model, not a curated record. NCBI's taxonomy places the organism in Eukaryota, Fungi, Basidiomycota, Mixiomycetes, Mixiales, Mixiaceae. Gene Ontology annotation, biological process: attachment of GPI anchor to protein. The transcript has 2 exons. The coding region runs from base 1 to 1650 and encodes 549 amino acids.